GAAAGAGAGACAAGUCCAGCUAGCGCAGCCGCGUUUGGUCGCAUUGCACAAGUCCGUGCACCACACCACCAUAUCUCCAUCAACAUCGUCAUCGCUAUCACCACCACCACCAUAGGUCUCUCUCAUCGUAAUCUCAGCUCCUGGAAAACCAGCGCCAGUCGUCUUUCGUCUUUUGCAUCGGUUCCGCACUAUCUAUAGUCUACUCCAGAAAAAAAAAAGUUGGACUAUCCGCACACUUCUUCGAAAAAAGAGCGCGCGAGGGAAUUUAAGAUGAAGCUGUGGUGGAGUUUGAUUUUAGUAGGACUCGUUCUGUCGAUAAUGAUCACCACAGCAACCGCAGACCUGUGGGAAGAAAACGAUAAGGAAGUUCUUGUUCGAAUAGGUCGUGCCACCAAUACUCAACGUGGAUCUGGUAGUUCGACAUCAUGCAGAUAUUCCAAAGGUGAUUGGUCAGAAUGUGAUCCAAAAACCAAUACACGCUCUCGAAGUCUUACUUUGAAAAAAGGAGACAAAGGAUGCGAGCAGACAAAAUCAAUUUCGAAGAAAUGCAGAAAAGCUUGCCGAUAUGAAAGAGGCUCGUGGAUGGGAUGCGAGAAUCAAUGGAUGGCAAGAAUCGACACCCUAAAGGCGAAUAGUGAUGCAUCAUGCGAAAAGACGCGACGUGUCACGAAAAGGUGUAAAGUUGAAAAUACAAAGAAAGUCUCAAAAGGUGAUCGAUCGAAUAAACAAAAAUCAGGCAAACAGUAAAAUUUCAUGAGAGAAUCGUCGUUUCAUUAAACGUUGACACGGCGAUCAUUUUUUUCUCAACGAACAAUGAAAUCCAAUUUUCUCUCAGUGUAAUAUUGAUUCAUCAUCACAUCUGGAGAGAGGAAAAAGAAAUUCGAAAAUCAGAUAUUACGCCAACUGCAGAAAGUUCAUAUCUUCACAAAAAAAAAAAAGAACUUCUGUCCAAAGGCACCAAUCCCUUUAUUUUGUUCCUCGAUCUUCCCCCUCGAGGACCAAGCGUUUCAAUUUAUCAUUGCUAAUCUCGUCGUUUUUAAAACGAUCGUCGUCAGUAUAUAAAAAAAAAAGAAUAAGAAAAACAAGAGUCCGCUUCCAUUUUCUGUGGCCAAAUAUAUAUAUUGAUUAGUGAUUUAUGAGAUGCUUCUUUUUCUCAGCACGUAAAAAGGCGACGUCUUUUUUUUUAUUUUGCAAAAUUUUCCAAAGACGAGCAUUCCAAUUUUUCAUUUGUGUUUAUAGUUUCAUCUUCUGACAAAUAGAUUGAAAUGCGGUGAAUUGAGUAGAAUAUAUUUGAUUGAAAAACAAAAAUUCCGUUUCUCAAAUUCAUCCGAGUUAGAAAAUUUUUCUUUUUGAUUCUUGAAAAUUGGAAUCAAAAAGAAAAAAACACACCGAAAAUUUAUAUUUAUACACAAAAUUACACACUUUAUAGAAUAAGAUAUUAAUAAAAAAAAAAAAAAAAAAAUGUUAUUUAACGGUAUAUAAAAGUCGACUGACAAAAUUUCAUAAAUAGAAUAAAUUGUAAUCUAAUUUCAAUCUUUUAUUCAAUUGAAUUUUAUACUAAGGAAACUUUCUUUCUUUUAUUUAAAUCCAAAUAGUAGAAUGUCUAAACGAAAAUAGAAAUAUACGACUAAUUUAAUUUUUUUUUUUACUUUCAAAACAUUUUUGAAUAUUCUCGAAACUUCGAGCAUGUAACGCCGCUGAGCAGGAAAAUCAAAUUCAUGUUGAAAUCGUGUUUUUACGAUCUUCCAUUUUACAAAUCGAUUAUUAUCGUUAGAAAUGUAAUCAAAAACCAAAAUACAAUAAAAAUAGGUAUUCAGAUAAUCAAAACCUGAGAUAAUUUACUAAAAAGGAAUUCAUUAAAAAAAAAAUCAAAUUGAAAUAAAAUAGGAAUUUAUCAAAUCAAACGGAAUUAAAUUUUUUUUUAUAUGAAAUCAAAAGUUUUUCAAGUAAAUUGAAACUUAUGAAAAAGAGAGUCAAAUUAAGUCAGUCAAUAGAAAAUAUAAAUAAAAUUUUAAAAUUAUUAUACCAUAUCAUCAUUAAAAAAUAAAAAGAAAAAAAAACUAUUACUAGAAUAAAAAAAAGCUAUGUUUUACAUAGAACUCUUCCGGUUAGAUGUUUCCUAAUUAAUCACUUCUCUGUGUAGUUCUAACAUCGAAAGACCUCAGAAAAUUCUCUUUAUAUAUAAUAAUGUGGAUCUUUGAUCCAUUUGACAACGUGUGUCUCAAACUUCAAAAAAAAGAAAUGUUUAUAAUAUAUUUAAAAUAACGUUAUAAGAAAUUAAAAAUAUUUUCCAAAAAAAUGUUUUAAUUAAUUUAAUAAUCAAAUUGCAAAGUAAAAUAUAAUUUUAACAAAAAAAAAAUGUAUUUUUUAAAAAAUUAUUCUGCAACAAGUCUAACAAAUUUAUUUCGUUUGAGAGUACAUAUCAUAAAUGAACUGAAGAUCCUUAAAAAAAUUAAUUUCCAAAGACGUUUGAUCAUUUGAUUUUCUUUGGAAAUAUAGCGAGAGAGAGAGAUAUAGAGAUUUAUCUCAAAGAGGUUUUUUUUUUAAACAAAGGAUUUUUAAAUGUUAAAAAAUGCAUUUGUAACAUAGCAUUUAUAGAAAGAAUGCUUACGUGCUCGAUUACAAAUAAAAAAAAAAAGAAAACAUUGUUCUCGUCGAAUUUUCGACAGUAGUAAUGCUACUCAUAGAUUUUUGACUCUUAUUCUUAGCGAAAAAUAUCAUAUUUAAUAAUUAAUUAAAGAAAAUAAAUUUUAACAAACACAAGAACGAUAAUUUCAAUUGGAAAAAAAUAAAUAUUAACUAAUUGAAAUAAACUCGAAUAAUUAUAAUAAUAUAAUUAUAUUAUUUAAUUAGUUAAAAAGAAAAAAAUAUAUUAAAAGGAUUUAAUGGAAUGAACUUGAUACAUUUAACAAAUGUGAAAAAAAUAUCGAGUAACAAAAAUUUUCGCUAAGAGAUUUUUGUAAUUAUAUAUUAAUAAUUACUAACGUUGAUAGUUUAAGCUCGUUAGCUGAUAGUCGCGCUCUUAAGUUGUGCAUUUUUACUCAUUAAGUUUUUUUUUUCUUUUCACCAGUUUUUGCUGUUAAAGCAAUAAAUUAAAAAUACAAAAAAGAGGAAACAACACUGCGACAAAGAAUUGUUACUUUUCGAAAUUUUUAUAAUAGCGAAAACUAGACUCCCAUAUAUAUAUAUAUACAUUUCGAUAUUGUGUAAUCAAGUGAAAAUUAUAUUUGAAAAAAAAGUCGGUUGAAAAAAUUUUUUGCAAUGCAAAUACUAACAUUGUCAUUCUAGAAAAUUAUAUGAAGAAAAAAAAAAUUGUAAUCUACUUGUAACACAAAAAUCCGGUGUUUUCAAUAUAUACUUUCUUAUACACAA
Leptopilina boulardi is the source of this 3372-nucleotide messenger RNA. RefSeq lists its product as uncharacterized. The coding region runs from base 271 to 747 and encodes 158 amino acids. The record is from RefSeq and is a predicted model, not a curated record. The transcript has 5 exons. Gene Ontology annotation, cellular component: extracellular region. Lineage: Eukaryota; Metazoa; Arthropoda; Insecta; Hymenoptera; Figitidae. Gene Ontology annotation, molecular function: heparin binding; growth factor activity. Gene Ontology annotation, biological process: mesoderm morphogenesis.